GCUAAGAGCGGCUAGCAGAAGAUAAACAGAAAGCCUGUUCAACAUGGCAGAGACUCACAGCUUGCAGGAUAUGAGGCAACAGGCAGCCGUAGCCGCCAAAGUCUUCAUCCAGAGAGAUUAUACUAACGGCACUGUGUGUCAGUUCCAAACCAAGUUCCCUUCUGACCUGGAGACCCGGAUUGACAAAACGCAGUUUGAGGAGACGGUUCGGACACUGAAUAACCUGUACGCUGAGGCGGAGAAGCUGGGGAGUCAGUCAUACAUUGAAGGCUGUCUGGCCUGCCUCACAGCGUACACCGUCUUCCUGUGUAUGGAGACUCACUAUGAGAAGGUCUUGAAGAAGAUUGCCAAGUAUGUCCAGGAGCAGAAUGACAAGAUCUACGCACCGAGAGGCCUCCUGCUCACCGACCCCAUCGAGAGAGGCCUGCGAGUUAUUGAGGUCACCAUCUUUGAAGACAGAAGCCUGACCAGAUAAAAGCUGCCAUGGGAGCUGCUCAGCUAAGCGGAGCUUCAGGGGGUCUUCAAGCAGCCCAGCACCAGUGCCCGACUCCCUAAGGACCACCCAGACCUGCACCCUUAAUACUGCGUCUCUACAAUCUUAUCGCUUUCCACUAUCAAAACGCACGACCCCCCCCCCCCCCUCCCCCCAACACACUUUCAGAGUAACUCUUUUGACUUAGAUCUCCUUCCCCAACAUUCAAAUCUGAUUUUUAUCAGUGAUUCUGACAUCGCUGCUCAUCAGUUGAGCGUUGAGUCUGUUUUUAGUUUAGCAGUGAAUUUGCAGAGACUCCUCAAUGUUGAAAUGUUCUGUUAGUCAUUUAGAGAGGCUGGAGUCAUAGCGCUCCUUCAGCUCAGAGAAAAGAAGAGAAAACUUAACUCGGUCGCACAAACGAUUGACAUUCACAAAUCUCUUCAAGCCACGAGUAAAUGACUCUUUGUUUAUCUUGGACUCGAAAAGCUUUUAUGACUAAUCGUAUUUGUGGAAUUAUGAACUUUUGUAUAUUUCUUUCUCUUGUUUCUCGGCACACUCCUUUUUUUCUUUUCUUUUUUGAAUAAUGAAGUCAACACACAAGGUAUCUUAUUUUUUAUGAAUGGCUAUAAAACUCACCCACAACCAAAUGAUUGUCUUGGAUGAACUGAGAGUCUAAUUUCAUCCAGAAACAAGAGAGAACUCUGAUUAUUAGCCUGAUUAACCGCAUGUGUUGUCUUAUUGAUGUUUCUUUUUUGCAAGUAUGCUUUGUAGUUUAUCACUUUUUCCUCCCGCAUGUUUCCUUUCUAGGGUUUGACCUUAUUAUUAACUGACACUGAACUUUGUCAGACUCUAAACAUUCCAGUCAAACCGUCACAGAUUCGAAUCUUAAACUACAUAUUUUACUUCGUAUGCAUUGAUUUAAGAUUAUCUUCCUUCUUGAAAACCCAAAUCUUGUGCUUGCUCUGUAUCGUGCAUGUGAUAUCGUUAAUGCUGUUCCUCAAGUCAUGGUUAUGGUUCCUUUUAUUUGUAUACUGUGCUAUGCAUAGUGUUUUGUGACUACUGUUGGUUUUUGACUCAUGUCUAACAUGCAUAUAUAUCGUGUGAAUGCCUUUGACCGAAGUAUUAAAAAGUGCUCUUGUUAGUUGCCAGGGCCUGUAAUGGCUUUGAAUGUUGCCUUUCUGUAAGUCUAACAGUGAGAUUAUGUCAAUCAGAUCUUGGCUUUUGUUCACUUAUUGCUAACAAGCUACUAAAAACCCAAGACAACGAUUCUGGACUGAGUGUAACUGUAGCAGCAGAGCUUCAGUUUAUGUUAUUGAACCUUAACAAAAGGUUGAAGAUACUGUAUAUGUGUGGCUGAUAAUGUUUAACCGUCUCAGACAUCUUGUGAAUGUGCUCUGACACAAAUUCAUUUGAAGCAUCUGUAAUAUGACACUAGAAAUAUGUACAAUUUUCUUUUUGGAAUGCUAUAGCAACAAGAUCGACACCAGUCUUGAUUUU
Molecule: messenger RNA, 1969 nt
Organism: Scomber japonicus (chub mackerel)
Lineage: Eukaryota; Metazoa; Chordata; Actinopteri; Scombriformes; Scombridae
Product: golgin subfamily A member 7-like
Exons: 6
Coding region: 44-475 (143 amino acids)
Biological process (GO): peptidyl-L-cysteine S-palmitoylation; protein targeting to membrane; Golgi to plasma membrane protein transport
Cellular component (GO): palmitoyltransferase complex; Golgi stack
Source: RefSeq, a predicted model, not a curated record